Penaeus indicus is the source of this 966-nucleotide messenger RNA. Its product is annotated as circumsporozoite protein-like. The record is from RefSeq and is a predicted model, not a curated record. NCBI's taxonomy places the organism in Eukaryota, Metazoa, Arthropoda, Malacostraca, Decapoda, Penaeidae. The transcript has 3 exons. Bases 1 to 966 code for a protein of 321 amino acids.
AUGCUCGGUUUGAAGGCUUAUAACUGGACGCUGGAGUCGCCAUUCAGAGGAGCGCCUCGGACCAUACUCAAGGCUAACCGUUCCGCUGCUUGGCUAAAGAAGGCUCUUGUCUUUGGUGUGUUAUUCACAUGUAACAUUACUACUGCCACUGUUAUUUAUCUGAAAAUAAGGUUCCUUGCUCAAGUAAAGAAUGUGCACUCGCAGGCGCGGGAGUGUGGCCGCGGAAUCCGUUACGUCCGAGGGAGCCGAGAGAACCGGAGGAGCCGAGGGAGCCGAGAGAGAGACAAGGGUGAGUCAAAGGAGAGCAGCAAGGGAGCCGAGAGAACCGGAGGAGCCGAGGAGGAGCCGAGGGAGCCGAGAGGGACCAAGGGUGAGUCGAAGGAGAGCAGCAAGGGAGCCGAGAGAACCGGAGGAGCCGAGGAAGCCGAGAGAGAGACAAGGGUGAGUCGAAGGAGAGCAGUGAGGGAGCCGAGAGAACCGAAGGAGCCGAGGGAGCCGAGAGGGACCAAGGGUGAGUCGAAGGAGAGCAGUGAGGGAGCCGAGAGAACCGGAGGAGCCGAGGGAGCCGAGAGAGAGACAAGGGUGGGUCGAAGGCAAGCAGCAAGGGAGUCGAGAGAACGGGAGGAGCCGAGGAGGAGCCGAGGGAGCCGAGAGGGACCAAGGGUGAGUCGAAGGAGAGCAGUGAGGGAGCCGAGGGAAAGCAGUGAGGGAGCCGAGAGAGAGCCAAUGGGGAGCCGAGGGAGAGCAGUCUGGGAGCCGAGAGGGAGCCAUUGGGGAGCCGAGGAAGGCGAGGUGGAGCCGAGAGGAGGCCGAGAGGGGGCCGAGAGGGGGCCGAGAGGGGGCCGAGAGGGGGCCGAGAGGGGGCCGAGAGGGGGCCGAGAGGGGGCCGAGAGGGGGCCGAGGAAGCACCCACAGCAAAAGGUACACUACAUCGAAAGGAGCAGGCGGCAGGACGGCCAGCAAUGA